CAGUUGUGCGCCUUAACUUCUUGAUGCGUCUUAACUGCGCAGUGCAGCCUCGUGGUUUUCACUGGCAUCGCUAAGCAUCGUUUCCAUCGCUCAGUUUUCUUCUGUAAUCUCGAUAUUACUCGUUCAUCGGUCAGUAGAAUAGAGUUUUAAUUUGAAAGCCACAUUCUCUGUCUUCCGGUCUCAUCCUUUCUAACCCUUACAGCUGGAGGCAUCUGUCCACCCAGCCGGCCAGCCAAGACGCGCACCCUCUCUCCGGUUACAUCCGCUGCCCAUAGGCUAGAAGACGCCAAUUAGAAAAGCAGGAGCGAGUUACGCGCACUUACUGAACUUCACCUGUUUUGGUUUUUCUCUUCUUGAACCCCCCCUCUGUCCUCUGUCACGAUUCCUCCCCAGAGCCGCUCCUCGGGUUUUUUAUCUUCCAUUGGUCCCCGAACGGCGCGGAGGAAGUGGUCCGUGGUGUUUCUGGUGACCGCCGUCGCAAUGGUUUUGUUAGUUCUCGCCAUCGCUGUCCCAUUACUGCUGAUCCGCACCUCUAAAACCACUGCUCAUUACUAUGAGAUGAUGGGCACCUGCCGGAUGGUUUGCGACCCGUACAGUCCCAAACCGGGAGGCGCCACGGCCAUGGAGGUGAUCCAGAACCUGAACGGGGCGGCUCCGCUGCCGCCGAUGGCGCAAGGGAGCCGCGGGGAGCCAGGGCGCCCGGGUAAACCGGGACCCAGGGGCCCACCGGGCGAACCGGCCCCUGGUCCCAGGGGCCCACCGGGAGAGCGCGGCGACGUAAAACUAUCCUUCCCUGCGCUGACCGGAGCUGCGGGGGGUGACAACGGCGAGACAGAGGGGGCGAACGCCACUGCGAGCGGUUUCAGGAUCGCUUUCUACGUCGGUCUGAAAAAUCCGCACGAAGGAUAUGAGGUGUUAAAGUUUGACGACGUGAUUACAAACUUGGGGAACCACUACGAUCCGAGCACCGGGAAGUUCACCUGCCAUGUGUCCGGGAUCUAUUUCUUCACUUAUCAUGUGCUGAUGCGGGGAGGAGACGGGACGAGCAUGUGGGCCGACCUGUGCAAGAACGGGCAGGUUCGAGCCAGUGCCAUAGCUCAGGAUGCAGACCAGAACUAUGACUACGCCAGCAACAGUGCCGUGCUGCAUUUGGACUCUGGUGACGAGGUCUACGUCAAGCUCGACGGCGGCAAAGCUCAUGGAGGAAAUAAUAACAAAUACAGCACGUUCUCUGGUUUUAUCUUAUACCCCGACUAAUCACGCUGCAGCACAUCCUUGGACACUCACUGAAUAUAGUUUACAGUAAAGAAUAUGAUCAACUCGGUUUCUGUUCUUUUGAAUAGGUGCAACAUUAGCGGCUUUAUCUGCAACUUGUUGUUCUGUUACUUCAGUCAAAGAUCCUUUUUGUAUAUUUAUUUGAACUUAAGUUCAACUGGAGGUUGCUGUCAUUAGUGCGUGUGUGAUACCUUAGUGUGAAGAAACAAAUGCUCCAGGUAAUUUAGAGCAUCCCUGGGAGAAAAUAUUACCUGAGCUCCUUUCUGAAAUUCUGUGGAGGCAACAGGUCUGAAGACGUAAAGCUAACAACUGGAUGCUUACAGGCUGAGAGGGUCUUCUGAAGCCACUUGUGUGUUAAAAGUAUGCAGUAUUUCGAAGACAAUAUGAAGAAAUCAAGAUGUAAACUGAAUGUCAGAUAAGCAGUUUUCAGAGUAUAAAUUAGCCAGUAAUGUUUGCCCUUGUGGCCUGUCAAUAGCAGCAGUGAAAACAUUCAUGGCAAAAUCAAUCCAUUCAGUGAGUUCUGACCUUUCAGGGAGCUGGAGGUGGAAAAGAAGGACGCUGUUGUAGUUUUAUUGUACUGUCCAGCUUUAUUUAACUUCCUCUAGUAGAUUAUGAGCAAAACUCAAAAAUCAUAGUUUGUGGAAAGUUAAAGGGGAUAUCUCAUGUUCAUUUCCAGUUCCAUAUUUUAGUCUUGCAUUCAAGUAGAGUAGAUUUGCAUGAGUCACAGUUAAAACCAAUUCUUAUUUAUCAAAUAUUUGGCCUUAAUGCAGCCUCUCAGUUCAUCCUCUGUUUGAAAAAACUCACUUUACCUACUUUCCGACUUCCCUUAAGACACCUUUCUUCUGGUUUGUGUGCCUGUGAUAGUCAUAUUAGGAACAUCCUUUCUGUAGGAUAUCAUACAAAGGAAUAGAGCAAACUGGCAGAAACAAAGCAUUUAGAGCAAUCUGAAGUCCAAAGUCUAAAUUUUGGCUCACUUGAACAAGUUUAGCAUAGGUUCAUGUUACACUUACAACAAAAAAAUUAUUUUAUUGACUGAGCUUCUCCACUAGCUAGCUACAGCUAUCAGUUAGCACGCUCAGACGUUUAUAAAUAUACUUUCCCCAAAUUCAUUCAAAUUCUCUGCUGAAUAAAAUUAUGCAUAACCACAAGGGAAUAUUACGUCCAUAAUAGGCAAAGGGCCCAGAUGAAAUAUAAAGAUUUUUUGACUGAGUUGUGCUAACACAUCCCUGGCUAGCUAGCAUAACUGUAGCUAGCCCAGCAGGUAAAACAGUUUACCCAUACCUCUGUUCAUGUAGGUCUAAGGGCUUGUGAGUAGUUUCUACAAGUUUCUAAAGCUACAAAAACGGUUCCACCAAACCAGGUUCU
Messenger RNA from Oreochromis niloticus (Nile tilapia), 2640 nucleotides. RefSeq names its product complement C1q-like protein 2. Gene Ontology annotation, molecular function: protein binding. Lineage: Eukaryota; Metazoa; Chordata; Actinopteri; Cichliformes; Cichlidae. The record is from RefSeq and is a predicted model, not a curated record.